Pedinophyceae sp. YPF-701 is the source of this 2850-nucleotide messenger RNA. The record is from the annotation of a GenBank genome assembly. Lineage: Eukaryota; Viridiplantae; Chlorophyta; Pedinophyceae.
AUGAGGGGUCUCGCCCUUCGCCUUCUCGCCGUCAUCGCCACCGCGGCGCUCUUCGCGACCGUCCACGGUCGUACGCUGCGUGACCUGGGCACGUCGCCGAAGCGGUCGCUGCUGCAGACCAUCAGCUACAUCGGCCCGAAUGCCGCGCUGACUGACGUCAGGAACGACGCCACGCACUCGACGACCCUCGAGGGACCCCUGCGCGGGAUCGCCAACAAGUCCCCGCAGGGCUCGUUCGAGAUCGUCAAGACGGCCGCGACGGACGAGUGGUCGCUCGGGGCCACCAUCCAGAACCUGGAAAGGAUGGAGGCCGCUGCAAUCAGUGGCGACUGGGCCUGCGUGGGCCGCGUGGACUACAACCUGCCGGGCUCGGGCCCUGGGGUACCGGGCCAGGGGUCUGGCUCGCGGAACGAGUACAACAACGGCAUCAUCGACUUCUACAAGAAGGUGGGCGGCGCGUGGGUGUUCAAGAAGCGGUUCCGCCCGGGCUCCGACGGCGUUCCGACCGUCUACAAUGCGGACUUCGGGCGCCAGAUUGCCAUGGAUGGCGGGAUCGCCGUCGUGGGCGUGCCGGCGUGGCAGGACAACCAGGGGCGCGCGUACGUGUUUGAGCUCAACAGCGGGACGGACACCUGGUCGUUCGUGACGGAGCUGGACCCCGGAACGAACUCCGUCCUGCAGGCCGGCUCGUUCGCGUUCGCGCAGCAGUUCAAGCGCUUCGGCCAAGACGUGGCGGUCCUCGGCGACGAGGUGUUUGUGGGGUCGCCCGAGUUCCUCGAGGGCAACAACGGGCAAGCGCAGGGCACCCUCGGUCCCGGUGCGGUGUAUGUCUUCAAGCGCGGGAGCAGCUGGAACCGCGUCAACUUCGCGGGCAAGAACGGCGCGACUUGGCAGUCGGCGAGCCACACGACGCACCUGAAACAGAUCCUGCGCCCCAACGUCCCCGUGAGCAACCCGCUGCCCAGGGAGAGCAAGAGGAUCGGGUUCGGCAAGGCGCUGGACAUCAGUCCGGACGGCAACACGCUGGUCGUUGGCGCGCCGUACUGGGGCCGCGAACUCUACUUUGACCAGCGCCCCAACCCGGACGACGUCUGGAUGGGCGACGGCGCGGCGUUCUUCUACACUCGCGUUCCCGGCACGAGCACGUUCGGGUCGGAGGCUAUGGUGCAGUCCACGACGGGGUCGCUGCAGCGCUUUGGGCACAACGUCGCCACGGACGGGAGCUGCGCACUGGUCUCGCAGCUGCAGGGCGGCGACGGUGACGGCACGCGUCGCCUCCUUGGCUGGAUUGGCGGCUACUACGGCAACCUGCCAACCUGGUCCGUCAUUGACUAUUAUGGCGGGGUGCAGAAGUUCUGCCUAGUUGGCGGCACCUGGACGGCGCAGACGCUGACCAAGACGGCCGUCCCUACUAGCUCUGCCGGCCCGCAGGCGGCCAGCGAUCCGGCGAAGACCGCGCCGGGCGUGUGCGGCUGCGGCGUGGCGGACACGGACUCGGACGGCGACGGGGCGGAGGACUGCAACGACCAGUGCCCCACGGACGCCGGCAAGACCGCGCCGGGCGCGUGCGGCUGCGGCGUGGCGGACACGGACUCGGACGGCGACGGGACGGAGGACUGCAACGACCAGUGCCCCACGGACGCCGGCAAGACCGCGCCGGGCGCGUGCGGCUGCGGCGUGGCGGACACGGACUCGGACGGCGACGGGACGGCGGACUGCAACGCCCAGUGCCCCACGGACGCCGGCAAGACCGCGCCGGGCGCGUGCGGCUGCGGCGUGGCGGACACGGACUCGGACGGCGACGGGACGGAGGACUGCAACGACCAGUGCCCCACGGACGCCGGCAAGACCGCGCCGGGCGCGUGCGGCUGCGGCGUGGCGGACACGGACUCGGACGGCGACGGGACGGAGGACUGCAACGACCAGUGCCCCACGGACGCCGGCAAGACCGCGCCGGGCGCGUGCGGCUGCGGCGUGGCGGACACGGACUCGGACGGCGACGGGACGGAGGACUGCAACGACCAGUGCCCCACGGACGCCGGCAAGACCGCGCCGGGCGCGUGCGGCUGCGGCGUGGCGGACACGGACUCGGACGGCGACGGGGCGGAGGACUGCAACGACCAGUGCCCCACGGACGCCGGCAAGACCGCGCCGGGCGCGUGCGGCUGCGGCGUGGCGGACACGGACUCGGACGGCGACGGGACGGAGGACUGCAACGACCAGUGCCCCACGGACGCCGGCAAGACCGCGCCGGGCGAGUGCGGCUGCGGCGUGGCGGACACGGACUCGGACGGCGACGGCAUCGCAGACUGUAUCGAUCUGUGUCCCAACGACCCCGAUGACGACGCUGACGGCGACGGCGUGUGUGGCGACGUCGACAACUGCCCGUCUGUAGACAACGCCGGCCAGCAGGACGCCGACGGCGACGGGCUGGGCGACGCGUGCGACCCGGACAUCGACGGCGACGGCGUGCUCAACGGCGUCGACAACUGCCCCCUGGUGGCCAACCCCGACCAGGCCAACCAGGAUGGCGACGGUCUCGGCGACGACUGCGACGGCGACAUCGACGGCGAUGGCGUGCCGAACGGCAUCGACUACUGCCCCGACACUCCGCAGUCUGACGAGGCGGCGGGCGUCUACGCAGUCGUGUUCCCGCCUGGCGGCGCCAACGCUGGCUGCAGCGCGUACGACUUGUGCCCCUGCGACAACAACUGGCGCAACCACGGCAAGUACGUGCGCUGCGUCGCCCACACGGUCAACGAACUCACCGACCUCGACGUCCUCGACGAGGGCGAGGGCGACGAGAUUGUGUCGGGAGCAGCCAGGUCGGACUGCGGCAAGAAAAACUGA